GUUUCUCUUAUCGUCUAAGCUUCUAAGGUUUAAACCCAUAUAUUAGCGCUCUGCUUGUACCAAAGUUUUCCAAGAUAGUCACAACUACCUAAAGGUCUUACAUUCUAACUGCUGGAAGCUCGAGCGCCGCAUUCACUGCCUAAACAAUGGGCCACAAAAACUACAAUACGGAUGCUGAGAAAGCCAUUUCUCCAGGCAUAGCAUCAUCGCAUGGUGGGGCUGAAUCGAGUGACUUGCCGGCCGCUCAUCAGCUUCACAGACAACUUCAAAAUCGACAUGUGGCCAUGAUAUCCAUUGGAGGGGCAAUAGGCACUGGAUUGUUUUGUAGAACCGGAUCUGCAUUGGCCAAUGGAGGGCCUUUCACCCUAGUAUUUGGUUAUUCCUUGAUGGGAUUAAUGGUAUGGACACUUAUGUGUAGCUUAGGGGAGAUGAUUGCGCAUCUACCUAUUCCUGGAGGUCAUCUUGCCCUAGCGGAUCGCUUCUUUUCACCAAGCUUAUCAUUUACCUUGGGGUGGUCCUAUUGGUAUCUCUGGUCAAUAACUCUCCCGACUGAGCUUUCGGCCUCAGCCCUUUUUGUUGGGUUUUGGACAGUGAAGGUGAACAUGGCAAUUUGGAUUUUCAUUUUCUUAUUAAUAGUUGCUCUGAUAAAUCUGGGAGGAGUCCGAUUUUACGGCGAAAUGGAAUUUUGGUUCUCCAGCGUAAAAGUCAUCACAAUUGUUGCGGUCAUUAUUUUGGGUCUAGUACUGGACUUAGGGGCAGUCACAGGAGACAUGAUAGGAUUUAGAUAUUGGAAGAAUCCUGGUCUUUUUGCACAGUAUGCAGACGUACCUGGAGCCGCGGGUCGAUUCUUAGGUUUCCUUUCUGUGUUGGUUUCGGCCGCAUUCGCUUAUGUUGGGGUUGAGAUGCCUGCAAUUGCUGCUGCUGAAGCCAAAAAUCCAAGGAGAAAUUUACCAAGGGCUAUAAAACGUGUGGCCGGGAGAGUUUUGGGAUUCUAUGUUUUGAGCACGAUAAUAGUUUCAAUGCUUGUACCCUCAAACGAGCCCCGACUGCGCCUGACCACUGCCACGGGCGCGAAGUCCCCCUUUGUGAUCGCCAUACACAAUGCUGGGAUAAAAGGCUUGUCAUCGGUAAUCAACGGCGCUUUAUUAUCGUUCACACUAUCGGCAGCCUCUUCGGACUUGUAUAUUUCGAGCCGGUCUCUGUAUGGUUUGAGUAUUACUGGGAAUGCGCCGAGGUUCCUGGCGAAAACAACGCGAAAUGGACUACCGAUCUACUGCUACAUCAUUGGCAUCAUGAUGGGAACUCUAGCAUUCAUGGCCGCUAGUCACGGAAAAGCAGGAAUAGUGUUUGGUUACCUUGCAAAUAUGACCAGCGUGACUGGGUUGAUGAGCUGGGCUGGCAUAUUUAUCACUUAUAUUCGGUUCCGGGAUGGAAUGGAAGUGCAAGGUUUCGACAGGGCCCAACUUCCCUACCAGUCCCCGGUUGGAGUCACCGGGGCAUGGUGCGGGUUCAUAUCUUGUGUAAUUAUCACUAUUCUGAAUGGGUUCAGGGUUUUUCUGAAAGACAAGUGGGACGUUGCCACUUUCAUCACGUGCUAUUUCCCGGUUGCGGCAUUCAUCUUACUGUUUGGCGCCCACAGAUGGUGGACAAAAGCAGGGAUGGUGGAAGCACGGCACAUGGACUUCGUCACCGGGAGCGACGCCGAUGCCGAAGAAGAAGAAAUUCCGCCCAAAAAUUGGGUGGAAAAGGUCUGGAGAGCUCUCAUGUAGCCCCUCUUCGGGUGCUACAUCAUCAGCCCAACAAAAAUUCACGAAGUAUUUUAAAGCGCAGAGCUUUGAGGACUGACCAAUAAUCUGAACUUCUAUUAGUUUUGAAGCUCGAACAUGAAGCAGGAAACACUUACCAUAACUUUUACCUUGUUUUCCAUUCUAUUUACAUUUUUCACUGUUGUCUAAGUUGAUUUUUGGUUCAUAUUUUUUUCAUCAAGUCAUAUUUUUCAUUAAGAAAUAUUUUUUGUUUAUAUAAUUACCUUCUGAGUAACGAAACGAGAAAACAUGGUAGCGUAGGAAAUGUGUUUUGCCAAUCAUAGCCAGACUCCUUCACCAUCCAAUUUUUAGGUAGAUAAUUGGUUCUAACAACACCUCUACAGCUCAGGUGAUCCAGCUUAAUGUUGAAUUAUACACUACCGGUUUGCGUAAAACAGUGCCAGAAUGCAAGUUGGUAUUUUGUUGUUUCUCCUCCAUUCCACUUCAAAUGGAUCACAAUUCAGUGACAUUAGAAUCAGAAACUCUGGUUCGAUUGACAAGG
Puccinia graminis f. sp. tritici CRL 75-36-700-3 is the source of this 2307-nucleotide messenger RNA. Its product is annotated as AAT family amino acid transporter. Gene Ontology annotation, biological process: amino acid transmembrane transport. NCBI's taxonomy places the organism in Eukaryota, Fungi, Basidiomycota, Pucciniomycetes, Pucciniales, Pucciniaceae. The coding region runs from base 147 to 1769 and encodes 540 amino acids. The transcript has 26 exons. Gene Ontology annotation, molecular function: amino acid transmembrane transporter activity. The record is from RefSeq and is a predicted model, not a curated record. Gene Ontology annotation, cellular component: membrane.